AUGGUCCACUUUACGCUCCCAACCAUCUUCCUCCUCGCCGCCGCCGCCGCCGCCGGCCUCGCCUCGGCCGCCGCCCCCGUCUCCACGAGCGGCAGCUGCGGCGGCGCGGCGGGCGGGGCCACGUGCCAGGGCAGCGCGUUCGGCAACUGCUGCUCGCCGUACGGCUACUGCGGCAGGACGGCCGCCUUCUGCGGCGCCGGGUGCGACUCCAAGUUCGGCACGUGCGACGACGCCGGCGCCGGCGCCAAGGUCAGCAACGACGGCACCUGCGGCGGCCUCACGCUCUCGGGCGGCGCCGGCAGCGGCAGCACCUGCAAGGGGAGCGCGUUCGGGAAGUGCUGCUCCGAGUACGGCUUCUGCGGCGACUCGGACGCGUUCUGCGGGGCCGGCUGCCAGGCCGGGUUCGGGUCCUGCAGCAGCGCCGCGGGGUCGGGGUCGGGGACGACGGACGUAAAGGCCACGCGGGAUGGGAGCUGCGGCAAGGCCAACGGCGGGACGACGUGUGCGGGGGCCGGGUUCGGGAGCUGCUGCAGCGCGUACGGGUAUUGCGGGUCGACGUCGCUGCACUGCGGCCAGGGUUGCGAUCCCAAGUACGGUACUUGCAGCGGUGGCGACAGCAGCAGCAGCAGCAGCAGCAGCAGCAGCAGCAGCGCCAGCGCCAGCGCCUCCAAGUCGUCGGCUUCUUCGGCCAAGGGAACCGUAGCCGGCACCACCUCCGCCGCCGCGUCGCCGACGGUCAAGGCCACGCCUGACGGAAGUUGCGGUGGCGCCAACGGCUACAGCUGUCCUGCUGGCCAAUGCUGCUCCAAAAACGGCUGGUGCGGCACCUCGGACGACUUCUGCUCCUUCGGCUGCAAGGCGGCCUUCGGCACCUGCCAGGCGUGCCCGGGCUCGGCGUGCAGCAGCACCGUCCAGGGCGGCUCGCCGACGUGCGGCGACGACGGCGGCAAGUGCUUCGUGCAGGGCGGCAAGAAGUUCAUGGUCAACUGCGACGGCAAGCUGGCGUCGGGCGACUGGGUGGACGGCGGCGACACGUCGUCCAUCAACACGCUCGCGGCCUGCGUCGCGGCCUGCGCCAAGACGACGGGCUGCGUCGUGGCCAACAUGUACACGGGCAUGGGUCAGAAGAGCUGCUCGCUGCUGGGGUCCUUCGCGGGCCGGCAGACGAGCUCGGGGGCCGUGGGGCAGUUUGCCUAUGUCAAAAGCAGCGGGUGUUCUUGA
This is a messenger RNA of Gaeumannomyces tritici R3-111a-1, 1221 nucleotides long. RefSeq lists its product as hypothetical. The transcript has 2 exons. The record is from RefSeq and is a predicted model, not a curated record. Bases 1 to 1221 code for a protein of 406 amino acids. Lineage: Eukaryota; Fungi; Ascomycota; Sordariomycetes; Magnaporthales; Magnaporthaceae. Gene Ontology annotation, molecular function: chitin binding.